AAAAGAAAGAACUGUUUAGAUACCUGAGGCUUGCUUUCCAUUUGUCUGAAUCUGGGGUUUGUGGAAGAAUGUUAUCCUCUCUUACUCCUUCCAAACUAGUGUAUAUAUUAAGCUCUUUGAAAUGUGAGUAUUAUGGGAAGGAUCGCAGUUGCUUUAAAUUAGAGAAGUUGGCAAGUGCCUGGGAGAAGGAGUGGGAGGUUGUUUAAACCGAGAAAGACAGUUGCAAAACUUCGUACGCCAGCAUGAGCUCCAAGCUUCAAACGCAUUCUCAUGAUCAGACGAGCAUUUUCUUUUUCAUCAAGUUAUUUUUUGCAUUGGUUUGGAGCAGCUUUGAAUAAUAAACACAUAUUUCUACUUCACAUUUUUGAAGGUUUCUGAAUUCAUGGGACAAUCAAAACAAGAAAACUUCAUGUUUUGGGGGAAAGUUUGAUAUCAGCAAUGCCCAGGAAAGCACGACUGUUUGGAAGCCUUUGAAAACCUGGAUCUGCUAUUCUGUCUGGUACUGAAGCAAGUUUUUUACUAAACUCUCGGGAAGAUACCCAGUCUCUCGUGGAUUUAGAAUCCUGCAGCAACCGCCUUCCCAGAGCAAGAGCCAAAGAUGUUUGUCUUGCUCUAUGUGACAAGUUUUGCAAUUUAUGCAAGUGGACAACCUCGGGGUAAUCAGUUCAAAGGAGAGAACUACUCCCCGAAAUAUAUCUGUAGUAUCCCUGGCUUACCUGGACCUCCAGGACCCCCUGGAGCAAAUGGCUCCCCUGGGCCCCAUGGUCGCAUCGGCCUUCCAGGAAGAGAUGGCAGAGAUGGCAGAAAAGGAGAGAAAGGUGAAAAGGGAACAGCAGGUUUGAAAGGUAAAACUGGACCACUGGGUCUCAUUGGUGAGAAAGGGGACCAAGGAGAAACUGGGAAGAAAGGACCCACGGGGCCAGAGGGAGAGAAAGGAGAAGUGGGUCCAGUAGGACCUCCUGGACCUAAGGGAGACCGAGGAGAGCCAGGGGACCCAGGGCUGCCUGGAGUUUGCAGAUGUGGAAGCAUCGUGCUCAAAUCUGCCUUUUCUGUUGGCAUCACAACCAGCUACCCAGAAGAAAGACUCCCUAUUAUAUUUAACAAGGUUCUCUUCAACGAGGGCGAGCACUACAACCCCGCGACGGGGAAGUUCAUCUGUGCUUUCCCAGGGAUCUACUACUUUUCUUAUGAUAUCACGUUGGCUAAUAAGCAUCUGGCAAUCGGGCUGGUGCACAAUGGGCAGUACCGGAUAAGGACCUUUGAUGCCAACACAGGGAACCAUGAUGUGGCUUCCGGGUCCACAGUAAUCUACCUUCAGCCAGAAGAUGAAGUGUGGCUGGAGAUCUUCUUCACUGACCAGAACGGCCUCUUCUCAGACCCAGGCUGGGCAGACAGCUUGUUCUCUGGAUUCCUCCUAUACGUUGACACGGACUACCUAGAUUCCAUAUCAGAAGACGAUGAACUGUGAUCGGACUGCUGACCAGAGUGUUCCCAGAUCCCUGGGGCAGACACAUUGUUUUAAUCUGGGGUCCUGGCAGGCAGAACAAACAGGAAUGGAACCCUAGGGCAUUCCCACUCGAAUUCCAGAAUAUUUGCAGAUAGUUCUACCAGAACCUAUCAAAACAAAUGACCAGAAGACAAAUCGCCAAACAACUGAGACCACACCAAAAUGUAAAAAAACAAUAAUACCAGAUAAAAAUCCUCUUGAAAGAAUGAAAGACAGCAUUAAUGAUUUUUCUGUUAAGUGCCCUGAGCCAUAAAACCAGCUGGAAGUGAUAUUCCCUCAUUAAAUCUUCAUAAAAUA
Messenger RNA from Tupaia belangeri chinensis (Chinese tree shrew), 1804 nucleotides. RefSeq names its product C1q and TNF related 7 (gene C1QTNF7). Gene Ontology annotation, molecular function: protein binding. The transcript has 4 exons. Bases 599 to 1468 code for a protein of 289 amino acids. Lineage: Eukaryota; Metazoa; Chordata; Mammalia; Scandentia; Tupaiidae. The record is from RefSeq and is a predicted model, not a curated record.